GGAACAGUGAAGCAGAACACAAUGGCAGCCCUGGGUUUAGAAAUAUUGGGCGUCACAUUGGCCACCCUGGGUUGGAUUGUUGGCAUUGUGUCCUGCGCUUUGCCAAUGUGGAGGGUGACCGCCUUCAUCGGCUCGAACAUUGUGACGGCACAGAUCAUCUGGCAGGGCAUAUGGAUGGACUGUGUGGUGCAGAGCACAGGCCAGAUGCAGUGUAAGGUCUACGACUCCAUGCUGGCAUUGCCUCAAGAUCUACAGGCAGCUCGAGCUCUGUGUGUGAUCGCCAUCAUGUUGGGAGUGCUGGGAGUCUUGGUCUCUGUCUCAGGGGCCAAGUGCACCAACUGCAUAGAGGAUGAGCGCACGAAGGCCAAGGUGAUAAUCGCUGCUGGCGUGACAUUUAUUUGCGCUGCUGUCAUGGAAUUGAUCCCGGUGUCAUGGUCGGCCCACACAAUCAUCACGGAUUUCUACAACCCGGUGAUAACAGAGUCACAGAAACGAGAGAUUGGAGCGUCUCUCUACCUGGGAUGGGCGGCUGCCGCUUUGCUGCUGACAGGGGGAGCAAUUCUGUGCUGCAGCUGCCCACCACAUCAAGAGAAAAGGUACGGUACAGGGAGCAGGAUGGUCUACUCCACCACACGAUCUGUAGCACCCAGCACCUACGACAGAAAAGAUUAUGUCUAAGCUAAUGACGAAAAAUGAAGAGUUAGAGUCUGAGAUUGUCCUUGGUUUGAUGAGAGCAAGGAAAUGAAGGACUGUUAACUCUGUGACCCAACAGAGAAGAAAAUGUCUCAGUGUGUGUCAAAUUGAGAAAUGCAGUAGGGUUACCUUCAUGACUGACUGAAUCAUCUGGUUCUCUUACUUGCGGUGUUUGAAACUGUUAUGUUUUUGUACAUGUUGGAUGUGUUUUGCAUAUUAACUGAACAUCAUGAUUGCAAUUAUAACUGUAAAAUUAGUUUUCUUUGGAGUAUUCUUAAGUAUUGGUGAGUUAAAUGUGGCUUAUAUUAUAUAUGAAUAUAUAUUUACAUUUUUAUUAGGAAAAUCAACUGUUUGUUGCUCAAACAGCUUUUUUUUUGUUUUAAAUAAAAAUAAAAAACCUCAUGCUCAAGCCAAAAAAAGAAAAACAACA
This is a messenger RNA of Ictalurus punctatus (channel catfish), 1123 nucleotides long. RefSeq names its product claudin-3 (gene cld3). The record is from RefSeq and is marked provisional. Gene Ontology annotation, cellular component: plasma membrane; bicellular tight junction. Lineage: Eukaryota; Metazoa; Chordata; Actinopteri; Siluriformes; Ictaluridae. Gene Ontology annotation, molecular function: structural molecule activity. Gene Ontology annotation, biological process: cell adhesion; bicellular tight junction assembly.